AUGCAGGCACUCACAUCACACGCCGUAAACACGUCUUGGCGUGAGAAGUGUGCCAAGGCAAAGACUGAAACCUUGCACAAGCGUGUACAAGAAGCUGAAGCAGAAUGCUGUCGGCAGACUGCCAAAGCUGAUGCUAGUGUUAUGCGCAUCAGCACUCUCGAAAAACCUGCUCGUGUCCCAGGACAAAAGGUUCGUGCAGUCGAGAAUGCAGUCAACAAACUUGUUGUUUCAUGCACCAUAUCUGAGCCAACCUUGAAGUUGAAGGAAGGUGGUGUUAUCACAGAUGCUGCUCGAGAUAUGGUCCGUGACCUUGUAGCUAUCCACAAUCUUCCUGUAUUGAGUGUCAAUGGAGCAAUAGCCACAAUGUCCUCUGUCAUAGGAGUUGAUCUGGAGGGCACAAUUAGAAUAACCUUGAGCAGUGACAGAACAACCCAUAAAAAUAUUAAUUAUCAGUCUCACCACCUCAUGUACUCCUCUCCUGAUGGGGAAGUGAACCAUACAAGCGAAACACAGUUGCAGGGUUGGAAGGACACAGCCGAUGAAAUGUAUGCAGCUUAUAAUGAGUGUAUGGACCACUCUCAAGAUCCCCAAGAGUUCGCAGUGAAAUCCAAAGGCAUGCUCACAGAUCAUGCUGAGGAUCAGAAAAAGCUGGUGUGGCUGUUCAUGGAAUGGAAGCGGAUGUGUGAGAGAGAAGUUCGUGGCAAGAGGGCACUGGUCUCCCUACCUACGGAUGACAUCACUUGUAUCAUUGAUCGCAUGAUGGAAUGCAUCAUUGCUGCUGCCGGAGGGGUCAAUGGGUGGGAUGCACUGUCACUUGAUGAGCAGCACAGACACACAAAGGCAGCUCACCAGCAGCUGCAUGUUCAUGUCGGGGAGCAACACUUUGCAGCUCUGACAGAUGCCGAAAAGGAAGCAGUUGACUUUUUCGUCUGGGCCGGCUGCUGUAUGCACAAGGAGUUAAAUGCUGUCAAAGGGGGUAAUGCGCGCAUGACAGCAUGGUGGGUUAAAAAUGGGAUUGAGGGGCCAAUUCUGCUGAUGAAUAAAGAUAAUGCAGCCACAGCUGCAUCAGGGGGGAACACUGCUGCAGUGUCACACGCGGUUCAAGUGUCAGGUCGUGGGGCUGUGAAGGCACUCAACCUCACUGGAGGUGUAUUCCGACACAAAGAUGACAAGAAAGGUCAGCAGGAUGCCUUCCGAUACUACAUGGAAGAUCAACUCGGCUAUUUCUCUACCUGGCCUGACACGAGCAACACACAUUAUCAAAGUAACUGUGAUGAGAUGACUGCAUUCAGUACAUGGGGUAAUUGUAUUGGCCAUCCUUCACUGCGCGAAUUUUCAAACAUCCUAGACCUCCGUCCCCUGCACGACAAUCUCAUUAUCCACGUGAAGAAGUUGAUUGUCAACAUAGAUUUGACAGCAACCCUUGACAGAAAGCCAUUCGAACGACCAGAGGCCUUUUAUGUCGUCCACAGAAUGGCCCAAGACACAAAGACCUAUCCUCACCUUUGA
Molecule: messenger RNA, 1509 nt
Organism: Suillus discolor
Lineage: Eukaryota; Fungi; Basidiomycota; Agaricomycetes; Boletales; Suillaceae
Exons: 7
Coding region: 1-1509 (502 amino acids)
Source: RefSeq, a predicted model, not a curated record